Molecule: messenger RNA, 2002 nt
Organism: Salvia splendens (bonfire salvia)
Lineage: Eukaryota; Viridiplantae; Streptophyta; Magnoliopsida; Lamiales; Lamiaceae
Product: O-fucosyltransferase 19
Exons: 8
Coding region: 10-1743 (577 amino acids)
Cellular component (GO): cytoplasm
Source: RefSeq, a predicted model, not a curated record
UUUCCUCUUAUGUGUAUCUUCCUUGCAAUGUCAUCCGCCACCAAUUCCCCCACCGCCCAAAUCACCCACCACCGCCGCCGCCUCGAUCAGGACAACGACGAGGCAAUCGCACACACGCCGACGCUACGGUAUGCGGCGUCGCGGAAGAGAGCGGCGGAGAGUAGUUGGAUUGAUGAUUGCGUGACGAGCGCGUCUGCAGUUAUGACCUCAAGGAAGAACGCGCUUUUCGUCUUCCUUUUGGCGCUCCUCAUCGUCUCCGCCUUCAUGAAAUUCUCCUUCACCAAAAUCGUCACAACGGACAAGGACUUUUUGUUUAUUCACAAUUUUAAGAAUGAUUUGUCGUCGAAUGCCGUUUUCGAUUCCGACGCCGCCGCUGCUUUGCAGAAGCGCCAGAUGAAGGACUUUCCGGUCCCAGAAAUAUGGAUGAAACCCAAUAGUGACAACUACUACAGAUGCAUAGCUCGACCAAGAAAUUGGACAAGGACAAGCAAUAAGACCAACGGAUACAUAUUAGUACACGCAAACGGAGGAUUGAAUCAAAUGAGAACAGGGAUAUGUGAUAUGGUAGCAGUAGCAAAGAUUAUGAAUGCCACUCUUGUGCUUCCCUCCCUUGAUCAUCAGAGCUUUUGGACAGAUCCUAGUGAUUUCAAGGAUAUAUUCGAUUGGAAGCAUUUUAUCGAGGUUCUGAGAGAGGAUAUCGACAUAGUUGAGACAUUGCCACCACGGUACAAAUCCGUGCAUCCCCUGAUCAAAGCGCCCGUGUCAUGGUCAAAGGCUGGUUACUACAAAGGAGAAAUUCUUCAUUUGAUGAGGAAGCAUAAGGUGAUCGAGUUCACACAUACAGAUUCACGCCUUGCAAACAACGGCCUGCUCUCCUCGAUACAGAAGCUGAGGUGCCGUGCUAACUAUGAGGCCCUUCGUUACACGCCUGAGAUUGAAGAGCUCGGGAAGAAACUGGUUGAGCGCCUCAGAGGCAAAGCCAGCGAACCUUAUAUUGCACUUCACUUGAGAUACGAGAAAGACAUGCUUGCGUUUACAGGGUGCAACCACAAUCUGAGCGCUUGGGAGGCAUAUGAGCUUCGUGAGAUGAGGUACAACGUGAUGCAUUGGAAGGAGAAAGAGAUCAACAGCAGCGAGAGGCGGCUGGAGGGGGGCUGCCCCAUGUCUCCGAGAGAGGCAGCAUUCUUGCUCAAGGCCAUGGGGUACCCUUCGUCAACGAAAAUCUACAUUGUUGCAGGUGAGAUCUAUGGCAACAACAGCAUGGACGUGCUGCGAAAAGAGUACCCCAACAUCCUCUCUCACUCAACCCUCGCGACAGAGCAAGAGCUAGAGCUCUUGAAGACUUACCAGAACCGCCUCGCUGCCUUGGACUACAUCAUAGCCUUGGAGGGCGAUGUGUUCGUGUACACAUAUGAUGGGAACAUGGCGAAGGCAGUGCAGGGCCACAGAAGGUUCGAGGGAUUUAAAAGGACGAUAAAUCCUGAUAGGUUGAAUUUCGUGAGGCUGAUUGAUUCUUUGGACGAGGGGGCGAUUUCUUGGGAGAGGUUCGCCUCUGAGGUGAAGCGUCUGCACAAUGACAGAAUCGGAGGGCCUUACCCGAGGCAGGCAGGGGAGAUACCGAGACUGGAGGAGAACUUCUACGCGAAUCCCUUCCCGGGCUGUGUAUGCAACAAAACAAAGCAUAAGCAGCAGUUGGAUCACCGACAAGAAAAUAGCAGUAGUUCGGUAGUUGCUUCACAAUGACACACGAGGGCAUUUUAGUUUGGUUCAGUAAGGAAAAGUGGUGUUUUGAAAUGGAGAGAGCAUUGCACAGACACCCUUCCGAGAACAUGCUUCAAAGCAGAUUCGCACGCACACACGCUUUGCCAUGUUUGUACAUUGACAACGACGAAUUGGUCAAAUUUUAGUGGUACGUAGGCUAUUAUAACCUGCGACGAAAUAUAUACGCCAUGUAUUCAACUUAUUCUUUCAUAAUUUAUUCGAGCACAGAUUGGCAACUAAA